UGUGUGUGUAGGCGCUUGCAUAAGUGCAUGCCGUGGAUCUGUGUUAAUGUGUGUGUUCACAUAAUUAUGAGAUGAUAUUGUCCGCCGCUCAGAUGCUGAUUUACUCCCACAUGUAAGAACAAAGAGAAAGUGUGUUUCUACAAACACAGAUGAACGUCAGACAGCAUUCACACUCACACAGACAGACACUCCUCGCACACUAGUGACAGUAUCCUCUGUUCACCAUGGCAAACACAGGCCUGCAGGUGAUGGGUGUGGUUCUGGGCGUGUCCGGCUGGGUGUUCGGGAUCGUGGUCUGCAUCGCCCCCUGGUGGCGCACGUCUGCAUUCGUGGGCGAUGAGCUGGUGGUGUCGCAGGUGCUGUGGGAGGGGCUCUGGAUGUCCUGUCUGUCGGAGCGGGGUCGCCUGCAGUGUAAAAUCUACGAUUCGGGACUGGCGCUGUCAGGAUCCAUGCAGACGUGCCGCGCGCUGUGCGUUUUGUCUCUGCUGCUGUGUGUGUUGGCGCUACCGCUCUGCAUCACUGGCCUCAAGUGCACACACUGUCUGGGUGAGGCGCGGGAUCCCAAGGCUCGACUGGUGCGGGUCGGCGCUGUGUUAUUUGUGGCUGCCUCGUUUUUAUUCCUGCUGCCGGUGUGCUGGAACGCGUAUGUCGUAAUUAGUACUUUCUACGACCCGAAUGUGCCUCCAGUGCUGAAGCGAGAGCUCGGCCCCGCCCUAUACCUAGGCUGGGUGGUGGCGCUGCUCAUGCUGGUGGGCGGAGCUCUGAUGUAUUUAGGCUCCACCUCACCUGGAGCUCCGCUCAUGCCUGUUUUUGGAAGAGGCGGAAAAGUGAAUCCUCCAUCCACAGCAGAGAGCAAACCGGAGAAGGUGUUUGUGUGAGAAGACGUCAAUUAAUGGGCCAUCUAAAAGCUUUGAUCUGCAUAAUCAUGUCAGGGUGUGUGUGUUUCCUUUGGGGAGCAUGAACUUUGA
Messenger RNA from Danio rerio (zebrafish), 968 nucleotides. The record is from RefSeq and is a predicted model, not a curated record. Lineage: Eukaryota; Metazoa; Chordata; Actinopteri; Cypriniformes; Danionidae.